AUGGCGGGGAAUUCAAUCCUGCUGGCUGCUGUCUCUCUUCUCUCCGCCUGUCAGCAAAGAGGCCUGGGCAAUUAUUUUGGUUUCCAGGUUGGAAGGGCAAGAAUGAAACACAAAAUUAUGCCCCCAGCAGUCGCUGGGUCACUGGAGUUUGAGAGAGUGUUUCGUGCACAGUAAAACUGUGUGGAGUUUUAUCCCAUAUUCUUGACUGCAUUGUGGAUUGCUGGAUGGUAUUUCAACCAAGUUGUUGCUGCUUGCCUGGGUCUGGUUUACAUCUAUGCCCGUCAGCGGUACUUCUCUGGAUAUUCAGAAGCUGUUCAAAAAAGGAUGACUGGCUUCCUACUGAGCCUGGGGGUGCUGGCUCUGUUGGCUCUCCUAGGCGCCCUGGGGAUUGCAAAAUUUCUGGAUGAAUACCUGGACAUCGACAUUGCCAAGAAGCUGGGGUGGCACUUCUGAUUGCUCCUUUUCGCUUCACUGUAAUGCCUGCACCUUGGUGUCAUUACUGAAGGUACUAUGGUGUCACUGGUCAAUUAAAAAAAAAAAUUAAAAUCUUUUUAAAAAAUGGCUUUGUAGAAACACACCCUAUGGAAAAUAACUUCCUGUUUAAGAACUGAAUUCAUCUGAGAGGGUGGGGAUGUGCACAUCGCUAGUGGGUUUGCGGUAGGGCUCUGGUCUCCGAAGUCCCUACGUAAGUCCUGACUGGGUACGUGUGGCUGAAGCAGUCUGACCCAUGGGCUCUCUGUGGGCUCAGACACAGCCUGCCUCCAAGAUGGCUUCUCCCUUGAUGGGGAAGACUCAUGCUGAUAGGCAGCCAAGCCCACUGCGCUAAUUGCAGGAAAGCAACAGAUGGAUGCUCAUAGUGGAAGUGAGACCAACACAGCGUCGCCAGAAUCGUCCAUAAUAGGACAAAACAAAUCUGUCUGUGAAGAUGUACUUUAUAAGCGAGAACAGGGAAAAAAGGUGUACCAGGAAGGUGCACCA
This is a messenger RNA of Oryctolagus cuniculus (rabbit), 978 nucleotides long. It is a transcript of the gene MGST2, whose product is annotated as microsomal glutathione S-transferase 2. Gene Ontology annotation, cellular component: nuclear envelope; membrane; endoplasmic reticulum. The record is from RefSeq and is a predicted model, not a curated record. Gene Ontology annotation, biological process: leukotriene biosynthetic process. Gene Ontology annotation, molecular function: glutathione peroxidase activity; leukotriene-C4 synthase activity; glutathione transferase activity. NCBI's taxonomy places the organism in Eukaryota, Metazoa, Chordata, Mammalia, Lagomorpha, Leporidae.